Molecule: messenger RNA, 3620 nt
Organism: Chelmon rostratus (copperband butterflyfish)
Lineage: Eukaryota; Metazoa; Chordata; Actinopteri; Chaetodontiformes; Chaetodontidae
Gene: wdr25
Product: WD repeat domain 25
Exons: 8
Coding region: 1442-2995 (517 amino acids)
Molecular function (GO): protein binding
Source: RefSeq, a predicted model, not a curated record
GGGUUUCCGCCAUACUUCCUGUGCUCUUCCACCGUGUCUUUUCCUCCCGAAAAUGCGUGUUUGUUGAUCUGUGAGUAAUGGUUCCACAGGUCAGUCUGCAUUCACAGGCAACAUAAAUCUGACCAGUAACUAUUGAUCUGAAUAACUAGUAAUAGCAGCACCUUGUUUUUGAUCUGCUUGGGUGUGUCAGUGAGGAAGAUGGAGGAGUUGGGGUUACUGGCGCUCAUCUUGGUCUGCGCCCCCUGCAGGGCUGGGAAGAAGGUGGAGUGCAGCAGGGUUGGUUUGUGAUAGCCGAUCCUUGGGGCUACAUCACGGGUCAUUCUGAAGUAAGGGUCCUGGAGGAGUGAGAGGAUAGAUAUAAACACGUGGUUGUAAAAGACGACGCUAACAUGUUGUAUUGUUUUUGCAACUCCAAAUAAUCGCGCAUGCAUGGAAACGCGUAUUAAUUUGCAGUUCCUUUGCUGGCUUUCUCAAAAUUCCGUUAAAAUUUGCAAAACAUUUGGAUGGAAAUCUAUCUGCUAAUGAUUGUCCUGACCUGAUCUAUGGCGCAGGGGAUGAGACAGUGAACAUCCUUUCUGGUUCCAAAGAUCUGUGGGAAAGAGUUGCUGAAGGCUGGCGCUGCCUGGAUGGCUGGGAAGCUGAUCUUUCCUGAAUGAAUAAAAAAAUAACACACACCACCAACAAAGUAUUAACAUAAUUACACUUCGGAAUCAGGAAAUAAUGCAAUACAACCACAGACAGGAUUACACAGAAACAUUUUGGUCAUCAGAAAAUGUCACAUUAAAAAUCAGCACUUUUUCAGCUGCUGGCCUGACAGCAGUGACAUUUGAAGUACAUUAUUAUUGUGAGUAGAAUUCAAUGAUUGAUCAAAGAUUGGAUUGCCUUUUUUUUAACCAUUUAAGCUUUUUCAGUUGUCUUACCAAUGCAGUCACUGUCUGUAAAGCCAAAGAUGCCUUUAACCUGGUUGAAUGUCACGUGUUUCUGGGCCUUUACCACAUUUCUGUAGAAUUCAGGGGAUGCACUGAAGAAAAUAAAUUGAAAUUAACAAAAUAAAUACAAUUCAGAUUCUUUGCUGAUUCAGGUUAUAUGACAAACUGGGGAAAUACGAAUAACUGUAUAAUUGUCAUAUUUUACCCCAUAUAGUCCAGGUCAGAGAAGACGAAGGUCUUGUUGACAUCAAAGCCACAGGCAAUGAUGUCCUUGGCAUUUUCCACAGCGAAGUGGUGGCAGUCUUCUAGUGUUAGAUCCUUCCACAGGUACUUCUCAUCAUCAGUCAUCUGGAUCACCAGGGGGACGUCAAAUACAUCCUGCAACCAUCUGCAAUAAAGAAUGCAUUACAGAGGGAGAGAACUUACUUUGUGAAGAUGAAGGGGACGAGGUGACCGACGUGCAUGGCCUGUGUGGACGGACCUCUGCCAGUGUAAAGCGUAAUCAUGUGGAGAUGUCUUCAUUAGUGGCCUACGAGGAUUCAGAGUCAGAGGAUGAUUCUCUUGAUCAAGCGGGAGAGGGAGCGCCGGCUUCUGUUCAAACUGGGUCUUGUGAACAAAACCAAGACGUCAGAGGGUGUAAUUCCUCUGAGGUGACACUGAGCCCCCACAGCUUCACACCUGACCCUCACAGGUCAGUGUUGGAAUAUCAUGGAAGUUUCUCAGAAAGAAACAGUUCAUCACUGCGCUCAGAUUCACAGCCGCAGAGCUGUUUUGACCGGGAAAGAAAAUAUUGCAGUGAUGUUACGACACGAGAAAGGCAUCUUAAAGAUACUACAGCUCCUCUGAGUUUAUGUGCAACUCAGGGGAAGAUCUCACCACUGCAUACUCUUCCUCACAUGCCGCAAAGCUUCACUGAUGGGUUGAAAUCAGCAAAAAGACAUCGCACUGUCCCGUCUGGUGUCAGACCGUACAUCCCCAAGAGACAGAGACUUGCCUCUUCAGUAGAAACGGUGGACCCAAAGUUCCCAGCAGAGCAAGUUCCAGGGAAUCAGACCAGGGAAGGCCAAAUUCUGUCAGAAGUGUCAGCGAGAGUAAAGCCGUAUCUCGUUCACAAGCCUGGAGCAGCAGGGAUACCAAGGAGGCUUCUGAUGAGCCUGGGAGGCCACCAGGGCCCAGUCAACACAGUGCAAUGGUGUCCUGUGCCUCAUCUCAGUCACCUGCUGCUGUCUGCCUCCAUGGACAAGACGUUCAAGGUGUGGGAUGGAGCAGAGAGCGGGCGAUGCCUGAGGGUUUACACCUGCCAUUCGGGAGCCGUGCGUGAUGCCUGUUGGACCCCCUGCGGGCGGCACCUUCUCACUGGAUCAUUUGACAACUCGGCUGUGAUCACAGACGUAGAGACAGGGCAGCAGGUGGUGAGAUUGGACAACCAUUUCAAGGUGAUGUGUGUGGCUCUGCAUCCCAGCAACCCAGAGGUAUUCCUGUGCGGAGGUUACAGUUCAGUGGUCAAGUGCUGGGACUCUCGCAGCUGCAAGGUGGUGAACAUGUACAAAGCAGGGAUCCAGCAGACCUUAGACAUCCUGUUUCUGAGAGGUGGUGUGGACUUUAUAACAAGCUCUGACUGCGUGAGCAGAGACUCUGCGGACCGCACCCUCAUCGCCUGGGACUAUCAGACCACCGCCAAAGUCUCCAACCAGAUCUACCAUGAGCGGUACACGUGCCCCAGUCUGGCUCUCCACCCACUGGAGGAGUCCUUUGUUGCUCAGACCAAUGGGAACUACAUGGCAGUGUUCUCCUCCCAGCAGCCCUAUAGGAUGAACAAGAGGCGGCGAUACGAAGGACACAAGGUGGAGGGGUACGCGGCGCAGUGUGAGUUUUCCGCCGAUGGAACUAUCCUGGCCUCGGGAAGCUCCACCGGCUCCGCUCACUUCUACGAUUACCACAACGUUCGCUCGCUGCACAGCCUCCACGCCCACAGCCAGCCCUGCCUGUGUGUGUCUCAGCAUCCCGUCCUGCCUGCAACUGCAGCCACCUGCGACUGGGCUGGUGAGAUCAAGGUCUGGCACUAAGGACUGUGAAUGAACAAGCAAAUAUAGACUCAGAAGUUAUGAGAUGUAGCAGGUUGGCUGAGAGAGGACUAUAUUGAACUGGAAACUGGUGUGCACAUCCAUCUUCAAGACUUUAUCUCUCUUAAUCUCUUGGCAUUAGAUGAUAAACACUUGGCAAAGAAAUGCUGGAAUUCAACUAAUCUACUCUCUACUGACGCCUUUGAAAAACAGUUUGUUUUUUUUACACUGUGUAUCUUGCCGUGGUUUCACAUUGUUUUAAAAGCCACCCACAUCAUCUUCAUUCCCAUUGAAUUGAAUUUACAAUGGCACAAGAACAACAGUCACUAUUGUGUAAGUCUCACUGUAAACAUGUUAUUCAUAUUUGGCCCAUCUAACAUUUUUUACCGUCUUGAAAUCAGGGAAAGUUACACUGUGUAUCAUCAAAGAAAGAGUGAAAUAUUGUUACGAGUUUUAUCUGAAGCGGUAGGUGUUGGGAUGGCAGUCUUGCUGCACACACACACACACACACACACACACACAACUUGAUGCCGUCACAGUCUGCUUUCCACUCCAAACACAGCCAGGGACUUCAUCCCCAUCAUCAUGCUCUUAAAGUUUUUGUAAAAACAAAAAGAAAAUAAAAAUC